AUGAAACCGGGGAUCGUUGUCAAAUGCCCGAGAUAUUCGUGGUGGCAUUCCGAGGCAGCAGAAACCCACCCCUUUGUGAAGGACAUUAAACGCAAUUUCGAGGUUGAAGAACGGCUUUUGGAUAUCUUAGGUGCACACCCUAGAAUAAUACGCUAUAUUGGUAUCUCGGACGAGCCUCGAGGAUUGCUCUUCGGAGAAGCUAGCGAUGGUAAUCUGAAAGCUUACAUUAACCAACAUAAUGUUACUAUCAAUCUAUCUCUUCGAUUGAAGUGGUGUUGCCAGGCAGCGGAAGCCGUUCAACAUAUCCACAAAAAGGGAGUUAUUCAUUCAGACCUGCGACCAGAAAAUUUCUUAUUGCACUCCGACUCCAAAAGCAAACUCGAUCUUCUACUGUGUGAUUUUGGAGGAUCGACAAGUUGUGACAUCGAUGGUGGACAUCUUCCCGACUCACGCUUUUUUAAUCCAUGCAAGCCAUGGGUGUCAACAGAGGCUGUGGACAUAUUCAGUCUCGGGUCGGUUUUUUACACGAUAAUGACCGGCCAUUGGCCUUACAGGUCUCCUAGGCCAUUCAAAUCCGUGGCAGAGAAGAACGACUACGAAGAACUGGUGGACACUCUUUUUGCAUCUCAAAAAUAUCCUCCGGUUGAUAAUAUACCCGGUGGUACUGUGAUACAAGGUUGUUGGACAGAACGAUAUGGUGAUGUAGAGGCACUUAUUCGAGAUCAAAGUCUGUCUUUCCAUGGGAUAGGAGCUCUUCGGUAUGGUCAUGGCUUGGCUUAA
Messenger RNA from Penicillium egyptiacum, 780 nucleotides. The record is from the annotation of a GenBank genome assembly. Lineage: Eukaryota; Fungi; Ascomycota; Eurotiomycetes; Eurotiales; Aspergillaceae.